GCACCACCUCCUGAUUUAGUUUUGAAAUGAUAUAUAAAUAAGUUGGUUACAUCGCUUGUCAGUGGAUAAAAUAGAUGUUUGAACUAUAAAGUUGGGUAUAAAAUACUUGAAGAAUUUCUAAUCUGAUAACCAUCCUGUGCGUUUCUUCUUCUGAAUCUAUGUGUAUGACCUGUGGAUAGCACUGCUGAUUGAAUAUCGCUGAAACAAUGGCUGAAAACACUGCUUACUUCAGCUUUGACAGUUGUGCACCGAAAGAUAGAAAGGGUAAAAAUGAGGCUGAGCUAAUAUGUCGGCUUAACGGAUUCGAUCCUGAAAAAAUUCCUAAAAAAGAUCCUAAAAAAGAAAAAGGUCACACAUGUUCGGAGGAAGUUCACACAUGUUCGAAAGAAGUUACUGACAAUAUUUUAUAUGUGCGAGCAAAUAAUGGCAAAAAGAACUGUCGACUGAGGGUCUUCGCAGUUGGUGUAAACGAUGAAGCUGUAAGGAUAGAGCCAGAGGAAGGUCAGGUGCGUGUGUACAUUCGGAAGCCAGACGGUGAUUAUUCACUAGAGAGUAAAGAGAGAGGGAAUCCAUGAUCCGCAAAACCGAUCAAUAAACUCCGUUUGAUUGACAGCCCGGAUCCAUCCAUUUAAGCAUUGUUUGUUUCAAGUACAAUAUGCAAAGAUAUUACCAUUGAUUUGUUUUAAUUAGAAAAAAAAACAUUACUUACCAUAAAUUGAAUCUCCAAAUGGACUUUGUUAAAUUCUUUUGUGAAAGCAAUUGUUUAGCCUUAGUUUUUAUCAAUCACACAAGUUAGAUUUUUUUUCUCAUUUGAUUACAAUAACUGUAUCUAGUGGAAUAAAAAAUUGACACACAAA
Molecule: messenger RNA, 857 nt
Organism: Mercenaria mercenaria
Lineage: Eukaryota; Metazoa; Mollusca; Bivalvia; Venerida; Veneridae
Exons: 5
Coding region: 207-575 (122 amino acids)
Source: RefSeq, a predicted model, not a curated record